Molecule: messenger RNA, 3167 nt
Organism: Amblyraja radiata (thorny skate)
Lineage: Eukaryota; Metazoa; Chordata; Chondrichthyes; Rajiformes; Rajidae
Product: KIAA0513 ortholog
Exons: 12
Coding region: 193-1356 (387 amino acids)
Source: RefSeq, a predicted model, not a curated record
CGCCGAGCUCCUGGCAGGGCGCAUGCGCAAGUUGUGCGGACGCGGUGGAGGUGAGUGCAGGAGCUGGUCCUGGUGCUUCCACAAGCUGAUCAUGGAACGGCUGCUGUAGUGUGUUGGUGUUGUGGACAGCCAGCGGCUUUAACAGGCUAUCUUGAACCCUUAGUGUGUCUGCAUUGACACGUCUCGGCCAAAAUGGGGACGCAGGAAAUGUCAUUGGGGAAUCUGCAGCAGCUGAGUGUGGAUGUGGUCAAGGAUGAGUCUGUGUGUGAAGACCAAGCUGUGGGCAAUGGCCACGUCCCACACAGCAAUGGGACCAGCAGGACUGAGAGUGAUGACACCGACUCUGCCGACAGCGAGCUGGAAGACUCGCCAAGCACCACAUGGGACAAUUCCAAAAGAGCCUCUUCGGUCGAAUCCUUCUCCUCACAUCAGAGCCUGGAGGGUGUGCUGGAGGAUGAGGCAGCGUUGGAAUGCAGAGAGUUCAUGAGGAGAUAUGUGGAGAAAAUCUUCAGUGGGAGGGAGGAGAUUGGGCAGGAGGACAAGGCUCGCUUUGGACAGCUCUGCUCUGAAGACAGCAGUCAGGGCAGAGAAUGGUUUGCAAAAUACGUCAGUGCCCAGCGGUGCCAUUCCAAAUGCAUUGCCGAGCAUGCCUUCUACCGACUAGUGCAGUCCUUUGCUGUGGUCUUGUUUGAAUGCUACCAGCGGGAUGACUUUGGGCCGGCCAAGAACCUGAUGACCAUGUGCUUCACCUUCUACUACAUGGGUAAGCCACAUGUAGGCGUGCUGGAGUUGCGGCAGAGGCCCGCGGGCACCGCAGAGCGGAGUGGGAAUGGCUGGCUCGCUCGGAGAGACAUCUCGGCUCAGCUGCUGAGGAACACCGAAAACAUGAAAGGAUUUUUUGGGGCUCUGGAGAAGAAGCUGAAAGUGAAGAAUGGGCACAUGGAAAGCCGCAGACAGGAGAAGAAGGAGCAGCGGGGGGGACGGCAGAGUGCGGAGGACACGAGGGGGGUGAAGAUUUACCUGUACACUCACCUGAAGCAACAGCCCAUCUGGCACAGCCUCAGGUUCUGGAACGCUGCCUUCUUCGACGCCGUGCACUGUGAGCGGAGGAAGCGAUCGCCCACCACCAGGGAGAAGUGGUGCCACAUGACCCCGGAGGAGAGAGACGACACACAUCGCUUUGACGAGAACAUCGCCUUUGGCCAGCUUGGGACUUUCACAUACAACAUGUUGGAGUUCGGGCUGAGCAAGGAGCUCUGCACCAACUUCCUGAAGAAGCAGUCGGUGAUUGGGAACCUGAAUCAAGAGCAGUACAAGUUGCUGUGCGAACACAUCGAGCAGAAGGCGCUGGAAUGAGGGAGUGACCGAGCCGUCGUCUGUGGAGCUGCUGUCCUUGGCACGGUGGUCGCUGUGGUUGCUACGGUUACUCGGGGCAGUGGUGCAACGUGUCUGACCUACUUUACAGCCCCACUCGCACAACUGUUCAUUGUUCACCUGCUGGCAGCGUGAUGUGACGUUGCUGACACGGCCUCAGCUGUCGGUGCUGCAGCGGCUACACUCCAGCACUGCCCCCUUGUAGCCGGGCUGCUGCACUGCGGGACAUCCCAGUCCCUCGCUGCCCAUGGUCCCACGCUGCUCCCACUGGAGCUGGCCUAAUGGCACUUGCCCAGAGGGAGGAACACACGAACGUUGGCCCAGUUACUGCUGCACGAAUCAACCCUGGCCCGCCUGCCGCAGGGAUCCCUGCCUCUGACCCAUCGUCGCAAUGUGGGGGCCGGGAAUGGUCCGAAUUAGCCGCUCAGCACAAAUCCUGAUCAACUGAUGGUCUCCACAAAAUGGAGUUUGUACAAGGACUAGUCCUCAGCUCCUGCCGUCGACUCCAGCCCCGCGCCACUCCAGUGUACUGGGCCCAGGACUGAAGUCUGUCUCCACUUAUCGAGCUAUGUCACUGCCUCGUGAAGUUCAUCUUCCCCUCUGAUGCAGACGUUUACAAGCAUUACUGUCUUCAUGUUUUGAGCCUUUCUAAGCACUGGGCCCAAUACCGUCUGUUCCGUCCUCAUCUGUGAAGCCGAGCUGAUGGUUUGCCAAUGCUGUUUUGGGGAUGUCUCAUUGGAUAUUUGCUACUGACAAGCAGUGGCUUGAUGGGUUAACAAUUAUCGUAUACUCGCACCGAUACUGGAAUGGUCUCAGCUAGUGCCAAUGCUCCUGCCGUCAUCGGUUUAAUUGGACCUGCCUGCAGUGUGUGUGUGUGAGAGAGAGUGAGUCUGCAGGAACUGUGUGUUCAGCAGCAUUGGACCCAAGGGCAAUAGGUGGGUUACUGAGAUGCACGGUGGGGAAGAGAGAUGGCCGAGUUACUGAGCUGGGAGUUUACAUCGUUACCUUGCAAUGAUCCAACCAGCGGUCUCUAGGCAGAUUCACCCUUGGUUAAACAUCUAAUGCUAGAUUUUGCAGGUGAGACCUGCCCUAAUGUGAUUGCUGAUUGAAUCAGAGCUAUCCUGUCUGUUCAGCAGCUUGCAUGACGGCGCUGUACUCCUCUGGGCAGGGGAGAGUUCCCUCACACUCCCCGUGUCCUUGUAGACGCGGGAGACAGAGAAUCACUUCACUGGAUAGCCAGCCUGUCUACUGUGUGUCUUUCUGCGCGUGUGUAUGUCUUGGGUUUCUGGCCAAGGUUAUGGGCGACGGGGACGGUGCAAGGGGAGGUGGUUGGGCUUGCAGCGGAAAUUACUGCCUGUCUCACAUGUUGCUUGUCCCACCUGAUGCUACCCACACCACUGCUUGUGACCACAGAUUACCUUGUCGGGCAUCAGAGCUCAAUUCAGCUUUGAGUUGAGGCUGUUGAGAUUGGGAUGGUGCUAUUCGCUCCCUCGAGGAUUGGUUUCCCCCAGGCCGGACCUGGGGGCCAUUCUUCCAGCAGUUUGCCCACCGACAUGCUGAAUUACCGAGGGUUGUGCCGGUAGAUUCCCCAGUCGGAAAGUUGCUGCUGGGGAGGUCCUAGCCUGACCGAGUGGGAACGACUCGGGGACCACAGAGACCAUGUCGAGGGCAGAGCCGCUGGUCACCAGAGCAGUUUCUGCCAAUCGCGCCUUGAUCUCCAACCUGUUCGAGGAUACUCCUGAUUGUCUCGCCCUGUGCCUGUGAUUCUUUGAAUAAAUGUGUUUUUCCGUGAA